AUGCGUGUGUCGGUCCAUCGAUUCAUCCUCCUCGCCUUCACGGCCUUUUGCCUAGUUUACCUUGUUGAUGCGGCGCCGCCGAAUCCUGUGUCGGCCGUCGCCGCUAUAGAGCCUAGGAAACCUCCUCCAAAAGCUCCACCAGGCUGUCCCACUGCCAGAUAUCUCCAUUCUCUAUCGAAAUAUUUCCUGCGUAGCUUUUACGACCCCGACAUCAAGAAACAAUUUGGAAGCUACGAAGGGUAUACUCAAGAUUGGUUCUGGGACCAGUUUAGCAUCACCGAUACAACCCCCAACUAUCCAGCCGAGCAAAAAGGCAAGAAGUUAGCUGCCCCAGGGAGGUGGGCCAAGUCGAGACGCGAAUUCAGCAACAUAUUGACGGAAGUUAUACCAAAGAUCCGCAACGUCCUUGGUGAUAUUCACUUGGAUGAGAAUGAACUUUCCUCUGGUGGGAUGGAGGGCAAUGAUUGUCUGACUGGGGUUUGGAAGGCCACUUAUAUCGCGACAUUGAAGAAACCGUAUGGAGGCAAGAAGAAAGGCACCAAAGUCAGAUGGACGCACUACCACACCAUUAAAGUGGGAAAACUGGAUCCCAACAUAGGCUUCCAGAUUCUGAAUGCUACGGUUCGCACGGACUGGUCUGCUUUCUACAAAUAG
Molecule: messenger RNA, 654 nt
Organism: Endocarpon pusillum Z07020
Lineage: Eukaryota; Fungi; Ascomycota; Eurotiomycetes; Verrucariales; Verrucariaceae
Exons: 2
Coding region: 1-654 (217 amino acids)
Source: RefSeq, a predicted model, not a curated record